AUGUCAACCCCACGCUUCACCAACAAACUCCACAACCAACGCAUCCUCCUGGUAGGCGGAACCGGCGGCGUUGGCAUCAGCGUGGCCCAAGCCCUGAUCGAAUACGGCGCCACCGUCAUCCUCUCCUCAUCACGAGAAUCCAAACUCACUCAAGUCAUCACCUCCCUCAAGACCGAUUACCCGGACGCAUCAGACCGAAUCUCGGGCUAUGCAUGCGACCUCUCCAGUCCCCAAGUCGAAGAGAACAUCCAACUCCUCUUCCACAAAAUCCGCGAUCCUAUUGAUCAUAUCAUCUACAUGGCCGGCGACCGCUUACCCACCAUCCCACUAGAUGAAAUAACAUUGGACAAAUGGCAGAAAUGUAACCAAGUUCGCACAAUAGCUGCGAUUUUAGUGGUCAAGAUUGGAAGUCGGUAUUUGAAGAAACAGGCGACUUCGUCAAUUACAUUGACCGGGGGAUCAAUUUCAGAGAAACCGAUUGCAGGCGGGUGGGCGAUGUUGGCGUUGAUUGGGGCCGGGUUGAAUGGGUUGGCGAGACAGUUGGCCUUUGAUCUGGCUCCGAUUAGGGUUAAUUGUGUGGCGCCGGGGGUGAUAGAUACGGAUCUGUGGAGGGGGAUGAAGGAGGAGGUGAGGGGAGAGUUUUUCAAGGGGUUGAGAGAGACGAAUCCAACGGGGAUGGUGGGCAAGCCGGAGGAUUUGGCGGAGGCGUAUUUGUAUUGUUUGAGGGAUUGUAAUGCAACCGGGAUGGUUGUUCAUUCGAAUAGUGGGGUGUUUUUGGUGUAG
Exophiala mesophila is the source of this 783-nucleotide messenger RNA. RefSeq lists its product as uncharacterized. Gene Ontology annotation, molecular function: oxidoreductase activity. Lineage: Eukaryota; Fungi; Ascomycota; Eurotiomycetes; Chaetothyriales; Herpotrichiellaceae. The coding region runs from base 1 to 783 and encodes 260 amino acids. The transcript has a single exon. The record is from RefSeq and is a predicted model, not a curated record.